Egretta garzetta (little egret) is the source of this 3500-nucleotide messenger RNA. It is a transcript of the gene PRPSAP1, whose product is annotated as phosphoribosyl pyrophosphate synthetase associated protein 1. The transcript is spliced from 11 exons. Gene Ontology annotation, molecular function: ribose phosphate diphosphokinase activity; magnesium ion binding. The record is from RefSeq and is a predicted model, not a curated record. Bases 1402 to 2553 code for a protein of 383 amino acids. NCBI's taxonomy places the organism in Eukaryota, Metazoa, Chordata, Aves, Pelecaniformes, Ardeidae. Gene Ontology annotation, cellular component: cytoplasm; ribose phosphate diphosphokinase complex. Gene Ontology annotation, biological process: 5-phosphoribose 1-diphosphate biosynthetic process; purine nucleotide biosynthetic process.
GUUCGUCCCAAGUUGCAGCGUUAUCGCCAGCCUGAAGGCUGGAUUAGCAUUGCACGCCCGUCUGCGCUGCCUUCUCCAAGUGAAUCCAGGCAGCUGAUGCUGUUAGCUCCCGCCUCGCCUUGCGCUGCCAUUUGGGAACAAGUGGGGAUGUGGGAGUCCAGCUGGAAUAGCCCCUGCUGUGACAAAGCACAAGGUGAAAGACCUGCAAGGGACAGAGGGGACCUCUGUUGCACCAGCAACCCAGCAGGGAUCACACACAGCUUUGGUGGCAGAGAGGUGUCUGGUGCCGUGCUGGAUCUGUCCCUGCAGCAAGCAAAGGGGGUGACGGCUAUGCCACCACUCCCCUCGCCCUGCCAGGCUCUGCCAGGUGGAUCCUGACCUCGUCUGGCUGCAGCAUGUGACCCUGCAGCCCAUUUCGCUGUGCCCGUGGCUGGCCCAGGCAGGGCUAUGGCUGUGAUGGGGGAUCUGCAUGGAGCCCUGUGGCUUGGUCCUGCUGUGGGAGCAAAUCCAGGUGGCUGCCAAGGUGAAAGGGGGACUCUCCUGGCUUGUACACCAGGUAAGUAACUGCGGGGCUGGUCUUUAGUGACCGUGGAGGGAGGUGUAGGGAUGGAACCACACCCCAGGAGUGAAUAUAUGUUGUCAGGCAUGGUGAAGGGAGACAAAACUUUCCAUCCUGGCGCUCGGGCAGUGCGACAGUGGCACACAGAGGGAAUACCGAUGCAUUUGUAUCUUGUUUGCGUUGAGGAUGCUGCAUCUUAACCAAGGCUGGAGAGAGACAAUCUUUAAUGAAGUGUUUGGUGGAAGGGGACUGACAGCGAUGCUGCAGCUCUCAGCCAAACGUGAAAUGUUUCUGACAAGAGCCAUCGCCAGAGGCACCACCACCGUCACGUACCCAACCCCGAGCGGCUGGCACGCACCAGAGCAGCCUGGCAGCAGGGAGAGAUGCUACUGAGUAACGGAGGCAUACAUCCUCUGUGUCCUGAGCAAAGCCCGCUGCGACCUCCCUGCUCUUACCUGGGAGAAAACAAGCCAAGGGAUGGUGACCUUGUGCAGCAGCUUAAAAAACUGCUGGGAAAAACCUCUCCCUCCAGCGUGAAUGAGGCGAUGCAGAGCAAUCCUGGUGAUGAAUUUAAUGCCGUUUGCCUUCCCUGUGACACAAAGCACACUCUUUGGGUUUGGAGAGGUCAGCGUGGAGAGCUCUGCCAGAUGGGUCAGAGCAGUUUUCUGCUUAGAGAAGUCAUUUAGUGCCUGCACCCAAGAGGGACUUUGUCCUCACAACCAAGGAGCUUGGAGAGCCUGACUGGGUGGACCAGCAAGACCAUAGGUAGCGGAAGGGUUCCCCUCCUCCUCCUCCUCCCCACCCCUUAAGGGGCGGUGAUCGUGGCGGAGAGGAAGAAAAGGAUGCCACGGAAGCUGUUGUUGCCUUAUAAAUCUGUUUUUUCUCACUUUCGAGCUCCACGGGGGUCGCAUGACUCUUUGGCGAUGACCGCAGCCAGAAGUGGCUACCGGGUCUUCUCGGCCAACUCCACGGCAGCCUGCACCGAGCUGGCGAAGAGGAUCACGGAGCGUCUCGGUGCUGAGCUUGGGAAAUCUGUGGUGUACCAGGAAACCAAUGGAGAAACGAGAGUUGAAAUAAAAGAGUCUGUCCGGGGACAGGAUAUCUUCAUUAUACAGACAAUCCCCAGAGAUGUGAAUACUGCUGUCAUGGAGCUGCUGAUAAUGGCGUAUGCACUGAAGACUUCCUGUGCCAGGAACAUCAUUGGGGUCAUCCCUUACUUCCCCUACAGCAAACAGAGCAAAAUGAGGAAGAGGGGCUCUAUAGUCUGCAAGCUGCUGGCUUCGAUGCUGGCCAAGGCAGGUUUAACACACAUUAUCACGAUGGACCUUCAUCAAAAGGAAAUUCAAGGCUUCUUCAGCUUCCCAGUAGACAACCUGAGAGCAUCCCCUUUCUUGCUUCAGUAUAUACAGGAAGAAAUUCCGGAUUACAGAAAUGCGGUUAUUGUAGCUAAAUCUCCUGAUGCAGCUAAAAGGGCUCAGUCUUACGCUGAGAGACUACGGCUGGGACUAGCAGUGAUCCAUGGAGAGGCUCAGUGUACAGAGCAGGACAUGGAUGAUGGACGUCACUCCCCUCCAAUGGUCAAAAAUGCAACUGUGCAUCCUGGUCUGGAGCUGCCGCUGAUGAUGGCCAAGGAGAAACCACCAAUAACUGUGGUUGGAGAUGUUGGAGGAAGAAUUGCCAUCAUUGUGGAUGAUAUAAUCGACGAUGUGGAAAGCUUUGUAGCUGCUGCAGAGAUCCUGAAAGAGCGCGGAGCCUACAAGAUUUUUGUGAUGGCUACUCAUGGGCUCCUGUCAGCAGAUGCCCCCCGUCUCAUAGAGGAAUCCUCCAUCGAUGAGGUGGUAGUAACCAACACAGUUCCUCAUGAGGUACAGAAGCUGCAGUGCCCCAAGAUAAAGACUGUGGAUAUCAGUUUGAUUCUCUCUGAAGCCAUCCGACGAAUCCACAAUGGCGAGUCCAUGGCCUAUCUGUUUCGCAACAUCACUGUCGAUGACUAGACCUGGUGCUGCCCCUGUCCUGGCUUCCACAAGAGAAGGAAAUAUGCAUGAAAAGGCAAUACCAUAAAUUAUAGGCAUAACACAACUGUUUAUUCUCGUAGGAGCGUGAAGGUUUUCAGGGUCUUGAGCCAUGAGAUCUAAUAGAAAAAAAUCAACCUGACCAGCACUUUACAGGUGAAUGGAAGAGGCCAUUGGCAAUGGGGAGGAUUAUGUCUUAAUUGAGGGAGAAAUGAGGUGGUGUUGAAUUUUUAAGUUCCUUUUUUUUUUUUUUUUUUAGGGUGUUACUCUUGCCCUGUAGGGAGGGAAAGAAAAGCAAAAAAGAAGUAGCUAUCAUCUUAUGAGAAGGGAAUAGAGACUGCUCAUUGCUGCGUGUGGGCAGCAAGAGGAAACAGCCUUUAGGUUUCUGUUUCUGACUGUGACUCGCCUGAGAGCGCAGAAGGGAGUGCUUUGCUCAGGCAGCUGGGCAGGACUGCUUGCUGCUGGCAGAGCUGAGCAGCAGAGCAGCUCCUUGCCAACUGAGUGGCCUCGCAUCUCUUGCACAGCAUAGCGAGGACUUUCAUCAAAACUAAGUUAGCGGAACAUCCAGAAAGGACAGCUUAGGGCAACCCAUUCGCAGGGCUGCUUGCAUCCUUGUGUCGGGGCGCUGGGAACAAGCUCACGUGUUGUCUCCCAGCAGGGCAAGGGGUGCUAGUUAACGUGCUGGCCUUUUCAUUUCACAAGCCUUGGUUCAUUAUUGUUCUUCAGUGGCAAGUCGCAUGAGGGUCUAGGUCCUCCCUUGAACGCUUGUCUGCACUGCAAAACUGGACGCAAUUUCUGGAGCUGCCUGGGGCUGAUGAGUCGUGGCAGUUUGGUGGGGACGGGGAGUUGGAACAGUAUCUGCCUCUAAUGCAGCUGUGUUCUCCAAAACACUAACACUGAACCUGCAAUAAAAAGCAUAGGAUUUUUCA